Molecule: messenger RNA, 570 nt
Organism: Styela clava
Lineage: Eukaryota; Metazoa; Chordata; Ascidiacea; Stolidobranchia; Styelidae
Source: RefSeq, a predicted model, not a curated record
CACCUCGAGAUGAAAAUCUCAAUCAUUUUUAUCUUAAUCUACGUCGUUGCUUCAUCUUGGUGUCAAGAUGAAACAGUGUUUCACUGCUCUCCUAAGCCUGGUUGCCAGAUUUCACAAUGUGAUCCGGUUGCUGUGGGAUGGGACAGACCAGGUUUCAACAUCGAUGAACAUCUGCAUGACAAAGAGUUCCCGAUAACAUGCAAGUCCAAUAGCACUGUCAUCGGAUGGCUUGAUUUCGUAUCUAGAAAUUUGGAUAUCACAAACAUCAGAAUGGGAUUGAACAAAUUAGAAAACAAGUUUGAUGAAAAAAUCGAGAGUUUUGAAAAAGAAAUUUCGGAAAAUCUCGUAUCUGGCAACCAAAUUGAGGAACAAUCAAUUCAAAUAAACAGUCUGUUGAUAAAAGCUAGGAAACAGUCUGAUGAGAUCAUAGAGCUGAAGAAAGGAUUGAUUGAAGUUAACGACAUGAAUGAUAAGUUGACAGAAGACAACAAAAAGAUGAAGGAAGGUAAAAAUUUAUCAAACAAUUGUUUUGCUGGCAUUGUAGUUUACCGGGAUAUAUUUUGGGGAUGA